CGGUUCUUCUCCUCCCUGUGUGAAGUCUGUUUCACCUUUCCCUUCUCUCGGGCAUAGGGACUCUUUUCCUCCCUCUUCCUUUCCCUGGCGGAGACGACUGGGCGAGCGGCGGCGCCAUCUCUCCUGUCUUCGCCCAGCCCUUCGCCGGCGACGAGCGUAUCCUCCAGGUUCAUUUUGGAGUCUAGGUGAGUAUCUGCAUCAAAGAUAUCAUGAGCACUGUCAGCGGCACAAGGCGUACCCCGAGGAGACAGACCCAAGAUGGGUUAGCUGGUAAAGUAGUGGUGAACUUGGAAGGUAGCCCUCAUGGAGUACCAGCUACUGUUGCUGGUGCACAAAACUCACCUAUUGAUGUGGAAGCCAUUGAAGAUGAAGUGCAGGCAAUAUCGCCCUCACGAGUGCCCCCUCCAAGGAACAGGAGAACCAGGAGGCGACCUGUAACAGUAGUUGACUUGGAGGUGGAAGGUGUCCAGGAAGGGAACAAACGGCAGAGGGUUGUACCUGUAGAUUACCUCUCUCAACAUAAGGGAGAAGGGUCUAGCUUUCAGUCAAAUAAGGAGGUUUCCAAGGAACCAAUUUUUAACUGCCCAAUAUGUUGGAACAAGAUGGAGGAUCCCUCCACAACGUCUUGUGGCCAUAUCUUCUGCAGCACGUGCAUCAAGCAAGCCAUCAAGGUUCAGAAGAAAUGUCCAACGUGCAGGAAGGGCCUGAGAGCAAAUAGUAUCCAUCGGAUUUACCUUCCAAGCACUGCUAGUUAAGAUACAUAUAGGAAAUAUUAUGUAUCUAGAAAAGCCAAAAUGAUCUAGGAGGGGGAGUAAUUUUGGAGCAAAUCGCUGAACUUCAUCAUCGCCCAAUACAGGUCCAUUGGCUGUCAAAGAAACUUCUGGUACUAUAAGGCUGGGCAAUCAGGAUCAGAAGUUUGGGGUGAACAGUUGAUGGUUUUCACCCUAGCUUGUAUGUAGCUGCAGCGACAGAGCUCAUCAGCUCAUUGCGAUAACUUCCUGACAAGGGAAGUGGAUAGCUUCAGUUUUUACUCAUCUUUUAUUGCACCUUACAACUUGAGAUGCUGUUGUGUUGUAUGUAUUGGGUAUUAGGCUUAGUUGAUCAGUGUAACUGGGAUUUGCUUCAAUCUGAAAUGAUAAUAGUCUGUUGCAAGAUUUAGCAUUUAUGUAUGCUUUCUCUUCUUGCUGUACUCCA
Messenger RNA from Panicum virgatum (switchgrass), 1194 nucleotides. Its product is annotated as E3 ubiquitin-protein ligase RNF4-like. The record is from RefSeq and is a predicted model, not a curated record. Lineage: Eukaryota; Viridiplantae; Streptophyta; Magnoliopsida; Poales; Poaceae. Bases 210 to 755 code for a protein of 181 amino acids. The transcript has 6 exons.